UCACCUUGACCGAGAUGGAGAAAUUACGAGCAUUUUAAAGUUUAGUUAUGAUGCCUUACAUGACGAAGAUAAAAAAUUAUUUCUUCAUAUAUCCUGCUUUUUCCAUGGUGAACCAGUUGAUAGAGUGGAAGGUUGUCUAGCAAAGUGUUUUUUUGGAUGUGACACAAGGGAUUCGUGUCUUAGCUGAAAAAUCUCUUGUAUAUAUCGAAUGGGGAUGUAUAAAGAUGCAUGUGUUGCUAGUCCAACUAGGAAGAAAAAUUGUGCGAGAACAAUCUGUUAAUGAUCCUGGAAAAUGCCAAUUUUUGAAUGAACCAGUUGAUAUUGAUGAAGUACUUAGCGAUGAUAAAUCUGAUAGCAGAUGUGUCAUAGGAAUGGAUCUUAAAGAGGAUGAGGAUAUAACAUGGACAAGUGAAAGAGCUUUUGAAAGGUUGUCUAAUCUUCAAUUCUUAAGAAUCAAAAGCUGUGGCGUUAAUCCGCAAAGUAUGAACUACAUAUCUCGGAAACUUAGAGCAUUAGUUUGGCUGAGCUCCCAGAUGACAUGUUUUCCUUCUAGUUUUAGCCAAAGUUCCUCGUCAAACUAGUGAUGAACGAUAGCGAGCUUAAGAAAUUGUGGGAAGAA
Messenger RNA from Raphanus sativus (radish), 619 nucleotides. Its product is annotated as disease resistance protein TAO1-like. The transcript has 2 exons. The coding region runs from base 225 to 581 and encodes 118 amino acids. Lineage: Eukaryota; Viridiplantae; Streptophyta; Magnoliopsida; Brassicales; Brassicaceae. The record is from RefSeq and is a predicted model, not a curated record.